Paraglomus brasilianum is the source of this 969-nucleotide messenger RNA. The record is from the annotation of a GenBank genome assembly. Lineage: Eukaryota; Fungi; Glomeromycota; Glomeromycetes; Paraglomerales; Paraglomeraceae.
AUGAACUCGGUACAGACCCUCUUCUUCGGCAUUCGUGAAUAUCUUUCUCCUGUAUUGAAAAAUUCCAAGUUCAAAGAGACGGGUUGCAUUACACCUGAAGAGUUUGUAGCUGCGGGAGAUUUCCUAGUUUACAAGUGUCCAACCUGGAACUGGGAGAGCGGUGAAGAAAGCAAGAAGAGAGAUUAUUUGCCACCAGAGAAGCAAUUUCUUAUUACGAGAAAUGUCCCAUGUCUUCGACGCGUCAAGCAGAUGGAAUAUACUGAUGAAGAUGCAGAAACCCAGAUAGAGACUGAAAACGGGGAGGAUGCAUGGGUGGCUACCCACAGUGGUCGUGUAAUCGUUACGACUAAUAUCGAAGUCAUACAAGCCAUCGAGGGCGAGGGCGAAGACGAAGAAAUUGUUGCGAAAAGAUUAAGUCAAAUCAAAUUGGAAGAGGCGCGCGAGAAGGAAGAAGAUAAUAUUCCAGAUAUGGACGACAUUCCUGAUAUGGAUGAUAUUGCUGAUAAUGUUGUUGAAGAAGAGGAUCCAGCUGCAAUAGCCGCUUCAAGCCAUGUUCCAUCUUCGUCUCACGAUGACGGGCCAAGUGACAAGAUUCUUCAAGUACGAACGUAUGAUGUGUUUAUUACAUAUGACAAAUAUUAUCAAACACCUCGUAUGUGGCUCUUCGGCUAUGAUGAGCAUCGUCGCCCACUAACAUCGGUUCAGAUAUUCGAAGAUGUCUCUCAAGACUAUGCCAAGAAGACAGUAACCAUCGAGACACAUCCUCACCUAAAUAUGUCCCUGGCAAGCAUUCAUCCAUGUCGACAUGCACAAGUGAUGAAGAAGAUUAUCGAAAAGAUGAAUGAUGAGAGCAUCAAGAAAUUCGAAAAAUAUCAGGCGCAGUUGCCAGCGUCGAGCAGCGUUAAUAAUCCAGGAAAUGGCAACAACGCGCUUCAAGCCGAGCAGGCACAAGUUAGAGUUGAUCAGUGA